Molecule: messenger RNA, 3415 nt
Organism: Rhincodon typus (whale shark)
Lineage: Eukaryota; Metazoa; Chordata; Chondrichthyes; Orectolobiformes; Rhincodontidae
Gene: prkaa2
Product: protein kinase, AMP-activated, alpha 2 catalytic subunit
Exons: 6
Coding region: 65-1327 (420 amino acids)
Biological process (GO): protein phosphorylation; intracellular signal transduction
Cellular component (GO): cytoplasm
Molecular function (GO): ATP binding; protein serine/threonine kinase activity
Source: RefSeq, a predicted model, not a curated record
GGAAGCAGAAGCUUGUCGACUCUUUCAGCAGAUUAUUUCAGCAGUUGAUUAUUGUCACAGACACAUGGUGGUUCAUCGUGAUUUGAAGCCAGAGAAUGUUCUCCUUGAUGCACAAAUGAAUGCCAAGAUAGCUGACUUUGGCCUCUCUAACAUGAUGGCUGAUGGGGAGUUUUUACGCACCAGCUGUGGCUCACCAAAUUAUGCUGCUCCAGAGGUUAUUUCAGGCAGGUUGUAUGCAGGCCCAGAGGUGGAUUUUUGGAGUUGCGGUGUGAUUCUUUACGCCUUGCUGUGUGGGACGCUGCCUUUUGAUGAUGAGCAUGUGCCAACACUUUUCAAAAAGAUCCGUGGUGGUGUAUUUUAUAUUCCUGAGUAUCUGAACCGCUCAGUUGCUAAUCUUCUCAUGCAUAUGCUACAGGUUGACCCGCUGAAAAGGGCAACCAUUAAAGACAUCAGGGAACACGAAUGGUUUAAACAAGAUUUGCCAACUUAUCUAUUUCCAGAGGAUCCUGCAUAUGAUUCCAAUGUCAUAGAUGAAGAUGCAGUGAAGGAAGUUUGUGAGAAGUUUGAAUCUACUGAGUCUGAAGUUAUGAACAGUCUAUAUAGUGGUGACCCACAAGACCAGCUGGCUGUGGCUUACCACCUUAUUAUUGACAAUCGGAGAAUUAUGAAUCAAGCUAGUGAGUUUUACCUGGCAUCAAGCCCCCCCACAGGUUCAUUCAUGGAUGAUAAUGGGUUACAUAUCCCACCUGGUGUCAAAGCCCAUCCUGAGCGCAUGCCCCCUUUGAUGGCAGACAGCCCAAAGGCACGCUGUCCACUUGAUGCACUCAACACUACUAAACCCAAACCAAUGGCAUUGAAGAAAGCAAAAUGGCACCUUGGAAUUCGCAGUCAGAGUAAACCAUAUGAUAUUAUGGCAGAAGUCUACAGAGCCAUGCGACAGCUGGAUUAUGAAUGGAAGGUGGUGAAUCCCUACCAUCUGCGUGUGCGUAGAAAGAAUCCAGUGACAGGGAACAAUGUGAAAAUGAGUUUACAGCUGUAUCAAGUUGACAAUCGCAGCUACCUGCUAGAUUUCAUGAGCAUUGAUGACGAUAUUAUGGAACAAAAAUCAGGCUCUUCCACUCCCAAACGUUCAGGAUCAGCAGCUUUGCUGCACAGGCCAAGACUGAGUUCCGAUGCCGUAGCUACUGAUGGCCAGCCUCUGACUCUCGUUGGAUCACUCCCCACUUCUCUGACCGGAUGUUUGAGUUCAAUAAGUCCCCGAAAUGGGAGCCACACAAUGGAUUUCUUUGAGAUGUGUGCUAGCCUUAUUACUACGCUGGCUCGUUGACAUAAUACAAUCAGCUUCCUGAUAAUUUAUUGAGCGUAAGCUCUUUAACCCUUAAAAAAAAUUGCAAGAAAACAACCUCUCCACUUAGUGUGUGUGUCUUGUACUUUGGCACUGGUUAUAGACCAUGCCAGUUUGCAGUUGGUGCUUGUGUUUCUUUGGUAUUGUGGCGGCUGAAAGGUAACGUUUGCGCAUUACCAUUUGGAAACUCUGCAGUAAUAUUGUGGACCUUUAUUAUUGCACCUGUUUUGCAAGCCAAAUUCAUGGUAUUAUACGGGUUUAGAAAUACAUCUGGAAAGUUGUAGAAAAACAACUUUCAUUUUAAAGCAGUGACGUGCUACAAAUUGUUAAAUUAUGAGAAAUUUAAAGCAUGUUUUAAAGACUUGGCAUAUGAUGUUUUAGAGAAAUGGUUGACUGCAGCAGUUCAUUCUUUGAGGCUGUGAGUAGAUGGAAAUGCUUAUUUCUCUUCAGGUUAGUUGUGGCUAGAAAGCUAUAACGUUAAAACUCUAAUUUUAUAAAUAAUUGAGGUAAAUUACAUUGAAAUGAAAAUUGAAAUGGCUCAUUUGAAAUCCUCAAGUUACAUUAUAUGCAGUUGUUCAGCAUUAUUUUACUGCUGAUUUGUUUUAUUGAUGGCAGAAUUACAUUUACUUGUGUAGAAUUGUUAAGUAUAACCAAAAAGGUCCUGUGCACAAACAAAAUUAGCUUGAAUUCUUUGAAACACUCCCUUAUAAAUAUUUCCCAGCUAGCAUGAAUACUCCUGCACACUGUAUCUUUCACUUGACUUUUUAAAGUUGACAGUAUACUCAGCUAGAUUUGGUUAAACGUGGACUGAAUGUUGAAUUUUAUUUAAAUAUACACACUAUACCUUUACAGGACAACUGGGAUGACAAAUACUGUCUCAAAAAUAGUUGAUAUUUAUAGCAUUUAAUAAAGAUCCCAAAUUGAGGUUCUUUGAUUGACAAUGCCAUUCAUUUUGUCUUGUCACUUUAUUUACCAUAAAUUUCUGUUUCUCACUGUCAGGUUUUCUGCUUUAUAAAGUCUGCCAACUUAACUAUAAAUGUUUGAAAAUAAAUCAAGUAAAUUUAAGAUUAUAUUUUAAUUUUCUUUUGCAAAAUGGAGAAGCAUUUUGAAUUAAUACUUCACCUAACUUUCCUUGCCUUACAUGGAAUUUAUUUUGAUUUGGUUGUCUGAUAUGUUGUAUUUUCAGUUUCAACCUCCCAACAUUCACCGUUUUGUGGUAUUCCUGACCGUUACCAUCUUUCUAUUACCAAGCAUGUAGUUGCCUUUCAGGCUUAAUAACACCAUCUAAUCAGUAGUCAUAAGUGCUUAUGAUUUUAAUUAACUGAAAAGAAAAGUAUGUUGAUUAUAAUUCCCUGUAACUUUUUGAUUUUUGAAGGUAGAUCUGGCAAUGAGUUUAAUCUAGUAAAUAUGAUAUGAAGAUAUUGUAUGCUUUAAAAGCAUAUACAAUUAAUCUAAAUGUCAAAAUCUACAGACUUUCUAGCGUAUUGCCACUAAAUUGGUACUUAGGCCAAAUCUCCAGAUGUGCCGUAUCCCAAGCUCCAUCCUUCUCUUUUAUUUUGGGGUUAUGGUGCUGAGGUGGUUGGGUGGGUGGAGAGAAGUGGUCAUCUGGAAUCUGUCAUGACUUCCCAUGUUAGGUAGAACAGCCUUUUGAAUGAACUUCCAGGCAAGAGGUUUUCUUGGCCUCAACCUAGCUUCUACCAGCUAAGAGAAAGAAGACCUAUAAGCAUCCAGAGUAGAGUCCAUGAGUGUCCCCUUCCUGGUAACUUAUAGAAUAUGAUGACUUGCAAGAAAAACCUCCAAACAGUUUCAAAUCAUGCUUUGGAGCAAAAACAAGAGUGUACACCUAAUUUGUUUUCUGCAUUUCUUAAAAAAUUUAAUGAAGUUUAAAUAAACCCUCAUAAUAACCUGCAGACUUGAGCCAAAAUGAUGCAUCUGUACUGUAGGUCUGCUUUAUGGAGUUGAAGUCCAAAUAUUUGCAUUUAAAUAUUUGCAAAACCUGAGGUUUUGUAAUUUUUAUUACACGUUUUUUCCAAGAUUGUUUCUAUUCCCAAAUUCUAAACAGUCAUAUAG